AACUAUCGAUUAAUUUAGACAAGAGAAACUAAGUCAAGAACACAAAACGGUUGUACGGACACAAACACAUAUUUUAUUUGUUGGUUAAAGAAGUUGGAUUAAUAGAAAAAAUAAGUUCAGAUGAUGGAAACUUCAGAUACGAGAAAGAAAGACUCUACUGAUCAUGAUCAGCUCACUCAAACUGUGUUUUCUUCGACUGAUCUUAACGACAUUUCCGAUGAAAAUCUCUUCAAAGAUAAGAUGAAUGCUGAGGCCAUUUUAGAUAUCAAGAAAGAGGCUGGCCAUUUCUGUGAUCUUCUUGAUGCUGAUCGUAUGAUUUCAAGAUACGAGAAGUGGGCAAAAUGGGCGAAGUGGAAGGUUCUUUUAAGUGGCAACUUUUUGAAGUCAUUUAAAAAAUUGACAAUCCAGAGGAAAAAAUCAAUUUUUCACCUUAUUCUUCAGCUAUCCAGUGGGUGGAGGCCCGAGAAACCGUAUGUAGAUUCGGGAAGUAAAAGUUGUAUGGAGAUAAUGAGCUUUAAGGAUGAUAGCCAGAUUGUUAUUAGUACUGUGGACAUCACAAAGAACUUGAACUAUGUGCAAGUAUUGAAGAUAUGGGAUGUCUUGCCUCCAGAUGAUGCAUCAAAACUGAUCAAUCGUCUUGACAAAAUUUUUGGCAAGUAUACAGAUGGUUUUGCCAACCUCUGCAACGAUAAGUCUUUCGAAGGCAACUUGGAAAUUCCAAAGAAUUGGCCACCCUCUUUGGAUUUUGUUCGGUUUAAGAAUCUCUCCAACAACAAAUCUGAGAGUGAGUUAGGUUCCUCGUCUAAUGGAAGAAGUUAUGUGGAGAAUUCGAAGGUCAGCGAGAGUUUGCUGCAGAUGAAAUUCUACUUAUUGUGUCAUGAUGUAGUAAGCUACUUGCUAUCUGAUUGCGAUGGUAGGAAAAUUGGUCUUCAAUAUGUACUAACAGAUGAACAAAUGGACGCCAUCCUGAUUAAUGAAAGUAGCUUUAUACUUGGACGGUCAGGGACUGGAAAGAGUACUGUGUUGACGAUGAAACUAUUCCAAAGAGAAAAGUCACAUCUUUCUGCUAUGGACGGGUACUGUGAAAAUAGUAUGGAGAGGAAUAAAUUCUUACGUCAACUUUUUGUUACAGUUAGUCCUAAGCUAUGUAAUGCCAUCAAGCAACAUGUUUUUGACUUGAAAAGAUUUAAUGGUGGCAACAAUCAAGAUGAAGGUAGUUUGAUUGAUAUUGCUGAUAUAGAUGACGAAGAAACACAGUUCAAGAACAUUCCUGACUCUUUUUAUGAGAUUCCUGCUGAUUGCUACCCUUUGGUCAUAACAUUCCAUAAGUUCAUAAUGAUGCUAGAUGGAACAUUGAGUGAAUCUUAUUUUGAAAGAUUCCUUAAUGUGGAAGAUCCUUUUAAUGAUCAAGGUGGAAUUUCAAGAUCAGUGUUGCUUCAGACAUUGAUAAGGAACAAAGAAGUCAACUACGAGAAAUUUAGUGCUUUAUAUUGGCCUCAUUUUAAUUCCAAGUUAAGGAAGAAGCUUGAUCCUUCUCGAGUCUUCACUGAGAUAAUUUCUCAUAUCAAAAGUGGUUUGCUGUCCAUUGAAGCAAGUGAUGGUAAGCUAAGCCGUGAGGAUUAUAUUAAAAUGUCAGAGGGACGUUCCUCCAAUUUAAGUCGGGAAAAGAGAGAGAGAAUAUACGAUAUAUAUCAGAUUUAUGAAAAAAAGAAAAUGGAAAAUGAUGAAUUUGAUCUUGCUGAUUUCGUUAAUGAUCUUCACUCUAGACUCAAGCAUGAAAGAUAUAAUGGGGAUGAAAUGAAUUUUGUUUAUAUUGAUGAGGUUCAAGAUCUUACAAUGAGUCAAAUCACUUUGUUCAAGCAUAUAUGUGGAAAUGUUAAAGAGGGGUUUGUAUUUUCUGGUGACACUGCACAGACCAUUGCCAGGGGAGUUGAUUUUAGAUUCGAAGACAUACGCCAUCUAUUCUACAAGAAGUUUUUAUUGGAACCCAAUAGUGAAAAUGUAGACAGAAAAGAGAAAGGAUUGAUAUCUGAAACUAUCCAUUUGUCUCAAAACUUUCGUACUCAUGCUGGUAUUCUGAAAUUGGCUCAAAGCAUAAUUGAACUUAUAUAUCAUUUCUUUCCACACUCUAUUGAUCCUUCAAAACCAGAAACCAGUUUGAUAUAUGGGGAACCUCCAUUGCUGCUUCAAUGUGGGGAUGAUGAAAAUGCAAUCAUUAAAAUUUUUGGCAACAAUGGAAAGACCGGUGGAGGUAUUGUUGGCUUUGGUGCAGAGCAGGUUAUUUUAGUGAGAGAUGACAAUGCCCGAAAGGAAAUAUCUGGUUAUGUUGGGAAGCAAGCUCUUCUACUUACAAUUUUGGAGUGUAAGGGACUUGAGUUUCAGGAUGUAUUACUGUACAAUUUUUUUGGUUCCUCUCUUCUAAAGAAUCAUUGGAGGGUCAUAUAUGAAUACAUGAAAGAGCAAGACUUUUUUGACACCACCAUACCUAGCUUCCCAAAAUUUUCCGACUCCAAACAUAAUAUUUUAUGUUCUGAACUCAAGCAAUUAUACGUUGCUGUCACACGCACGAGGCAAAGGUUGUGGAUUUGUGAAAGCUCAAACGUUGCUGAACCUAUAUUUGACUAUUGGAAGAAGAAGUGUCUUGUGCAAUCUAAACUACUUGAUGAUUCACUUGCACAGGCCAUGCAAGUCACUAGCAGUCCUGAAGAGUGGAGAUCAAGGGGCAUUAAGCUCUUUCAUGAACACAACUAUGAAAUGGCUACAUUGUGCUUUGAAAGAGCUGGUGAUAUAUAUUGGGAGAGAUUGUCUAAAGCUGCUGGACUCAAGGCUAUGGCUGAUCAUAUGCGCGUUUCAAAUCCUGAAGAAGCUAAUUCCAUCCUCAGAGAAGCUGCUGAAAUUUUUGAAGCUAUUGGGAAAGCUGAUUCUGCUGCCAGGUGUUUUUCUGCUUUGGGAGAGUAUGAAAAAGCAGGUCAUAUUUAUUUAGAAAAGUUUGGUGAAUCUGAGCUUCGAAAAGCUGGGGAAUGUUUCUCUCUGGCAGGGUGUCAUGAGCUUGCUGCUGAUGUUUAUGCUAAAGGGAAUUUCUUCUCCGAAUGUCUUACAGCUUGUUCAAAAGGAAAGUUAUUUGAGAAGGGUUUGAAAUACAUUAAAUGUUGGAAACAAAUUCCAACAAAUGGUUGCUGUACUGCAGAGAGAGGCAUUGAAAUAGACAGAAUUGAACAGAUGUUUUUGAAGAGCUGUGCUUCUCAUUAUUUUGAGAUCAAAGAUAAGAGGUCCAUGAUGGAAUUUGUUAAAGAGUUUAAUUCCAUGGAUUCAAUUCGGAACUUCUUGAAUUCGUUGUGCUGCUUUGAUGAACUUUUGUUGUUGGAAGAAGAAAAGGGGAAUUUCAUGGAAGCUGCAAAUAUUGCUAAGCUAAUUGGCGAUACAUUACGCAGGGUGGAUCUGCUGGGAAAAGCCGGAAAAUUUAAAGACUCAGCUAAUCUUAUUCUUUUUUAUGUGCUUUCCAACUCCCUUUGGUCAAAAGGUAAGAAGGGCUGGCCCUUAAAGCAGUUCAAAGAAAAGGGUGAUCUCUUAAUAAAAGCGAAAACAUUUGCCAGGAAUGAUACAGUCGAGUUUUAUGAGAUUGUUUGCACUGAAGCUGACAUCAUUGCAAAUGAACAUAGUGAAUUGAUUACAGUCCUGAAUCAGGUGAUUGCUUCUCAGAGGUACAGGAGUGUUACUGGCGAGAUUCUAUCAGCUAGAAAAAUUCUGGACAUGCACAUUUCCUUAAGAACCAAGUACUAUUGCGAAGAGGAACUGGUUACUGAUGUUAUGAAGCAUUCAGAAGACAUGAUUUCUAAAAACCAGGUAUCAAUAGAGUCACUGGUCUACUUUUGGAAUUUUUGGAAGGGCCAGAUUGUUGGCGUUCUUGAAUAUCUUAAAUGUCUUGAGACCCAAGAAAUUAACGAGUUCAGAUAUUAUGGAGAGUUCUGUUUGAAUUUUUUAGGUGUUUGGAGGGAGUUCAACAGUUUGAAUCCAAUAUUUUUUCUUCUAAACCCCGAGGCGGACUGGGCAAGAAAUGUCGCUACAACAUCAGUUAGUGGAAAGUUAGUAUCCAUUGAUUUACACCAGUUUGUUUCUGCUGCUCAGACAUAUUGGUGUUCUGAGAUGCUUUCUGUUGGUGUCAAGGUUUUGAACAGACUUGACUCUCUUUAUAAGUUUCCACCCAAGAACUGUGAUGAAAUUUUCUUCAAAAGCAGGACUCUUACUCUGAUCUAUGAGGUUGCAACAUUUCUUCUGGAUGCAAAAAAUCUGAAGCUGAGGCGUCAUGAGUCUGAGAAUCUGCUGAAGUACAUUCAAUCUUCUACCGAAAAGAUAGUUAAUUACAUAUUCCCAGAUGGGCAGAUACCAUUGAAUAAAAACAUGAUUUUACUUAGAGGAACCGACACUACCAAGAGUAUGUUGAACCAAGUCAUAGCUGAAUCAGUCAGUCUAAGGAAUAGCUCAAUGAAGGGAAAAAUUGAAAGAAUUGCCAUGAUUAUUCUUGGAUCUGGGAAGGUGAAUAAAGAACUCUGUGAGAAGAUUAUAUCAAAAAUUAACCAUAAUGAAAUGUGGGAUGCAUGGAAGUCAUUCUUUGGCUUUCUACACGACAUUAGGGGAUUAGGUCUUAUUUUUUCUACCGAAUUCGUUGCAGAAAUGUUUCUUCUUAUUUCGCUCAGAAGUGCUUUAGAAAGUACUUACAUCAACAAUUGGAAGACAGGUAAGGACUCCAUAUCUCCUAGUUGCUUUUUGUAUCUUUUGGAGCACCUUGUUAUUGGGGCAUCUUCCAUAUAUGGUUAUUUUGUAUCUACCAAAUCCACAUUUGUUGAAUGGCUUAUGUUCCAUGAAAAGUUGGCCAGCUUCCACGGAUUGGAUGAUGUACCAAAUCUAGCACAUCCAUUCUCGUGCAAAAUUAUCCUAGAACUUCUUUAUAAUGACUGGAUAAGGGAAUCUCCCAGAGCAGUUACUAGGCUGGUUGUGCUGUUAUGCUUGGUUUGUGUCAACAUCAGUAGGGAUACUGAUUCACUUAUCGAUGUGUUGAAGAAGAGCCAUAUAACUGAAAAACUACCACACUCUUUUCGUAUUACCCUCGAGGGAGUAAAGAGAAACAACAGUCAAAAUAUAAAUGUGAAUUUGAUUGCUGAAGCUCUUGAGAAGAUCAACAAUCCUAUGGUGAUUGUGAACUUAUGGGGAUGUUGUCCGUUCGAGUCAUGUCCAAAUGCUGUGUAUGUAAGUAUGAGUUCAAAUACAUCCAUGGAUGAAAUAUUAAGAACAUUGUUUCCAGAUCAAGUUGAGGCCUCAAAGAGCUCAGUUGGAGCUGCUGUGGAAGCUAGUUCUGAGGAUCAGUUGGUUUCUAAGGAUGAGGAGCUAUCAUCGGCUUGGCAAGCAAGUAUUGCUGCUGGUGCUGCAGCAGCACCAAGUAGCAGUCAAAAUGUGGAAAGCAAAAAACAGGGAGGUAACAAAUCCAAGAAAAAUAAGAAGAAAUUAAAAGGAAAGAAGAGAUAGGCUAAGUAAGUAAGUUUCUAAUGCAAUGGUAGUUCCAAAUUCUUGUGAUGAAACUCUAUUGUAUUAUGUACUACAUAUCUUGUGAAUAUGAAUAUGUUAGGCCUUAAGUCUUUAGUGGCUGUGUUCAGUGUUUUUAAGUUUGUGUCUUCUAAUUUGGUUGGCUAGUUAGGAUCAUUAUUCUUUGGGGAGUUUACCAAGUUUCUCAAAUAACUUGCGAUUUUUGUAAUUGUUCUUGCUCUUACCAAUAAACUACAUUUCUUUCAAGAA
Molecule: messenger RNA, 5787 nt
Organism: Cannabis sativa
Lineage: Eukaryota; Viridiplantae; Streptophyta; Magnoliopsida; Rosales; Cannabaceae
Exons: 9
Coding region: 121-5520 (1799 amino acids)
Molecular function (GO): ATP binding; protein binding
Source: RefSeq, a predicted model, not a curated record